Messenger RNA from Loxodonta africana (African savanna elephant), 1764 nucleotides. It is a transcript of the gene SLC30A7, whose product is annotated as solute carrier family 30 member 7. NCBI's taxonomy places the organism in Eukaryota, Metazoa, Chordata, Mammalia, Proboscidea, Elephantidae. The record is from RefSeq and is a predicted model, not a curated record. The coding region runs from base 178 to 1314 and encodes 378 amino acids. Gene Ontology annotation, molecular function: zinc ion transmembrane transporter activity. Gene Ontology annotation, biological process: zinc ion import into Golgi lumen; intracellular zinc ion homeostasis. Gene Ontology annotation, cellular component: cytoplasmic vesicle; membrane; Golgi apparatus. The transcript has 11 exons.
UUGCGCGGCCCGGGCCGGAAGUCAGCGAGUUCCCGGGUGUGUGUCUGUGUCUGGAAGCGGCGCGAGGCCGGGACUAGGGCUGGGAAUUCCCGUCUGAGCCGUCACCAGUUCACUGUCACCACUCCACGGAGCCACUGCUAGAGGGGAGUAGACCCGGCCUUUUGCCGGGUGGAGAAGAUGUUACCCCUGUCCAUCAAGGACGAUGAAUACAAACCAGCCAAGUUCAAUUUGUUCGGCAAGAUCUCGGGCUGGUUUAGGUCUAUCCUGUCGGACAAGACGUCCCGGAACCUGUUUUUCUUCCUGUGCCUGAAUCUCUCUUUCGCUUUUGUGGAACUGCUCUACGGCAUCUGGAGCAACUGCUUAGGCUUGAUUUCCGACUCUUUUCACAUGUUUUUCGAUAGCACUGCCAUUUUGGCUGGAUUGGCAGCUUCUGUUAUUUCCAAAUGGAGAGAUAAUGAUGCUUUCUCUUAUGGGUAUGUUAGAGCGGAAGUUCUGGCCGGCUUUGUCAAUGGCCUGUUUUUGAUCUUCACUGCUUUUUUUAUUUUCUCAGAAGGAGUUGAGAGAGCAUUAGCCCCUCCAGAUGUACACCAUGAGAGACUGCUACUUGUUUCAAUUCUUGGGUUUGUGGUAAACCUAAUAGGAAUAUUUGUUUUCAAGCAUGGCGGUCAUGGACAUUCUCAUGGCUCUGGUCAUGAACACAGUCAUUUCCUCUUUAAUGGUGCUCUAGAUCAGGCACAUGGCCAUGGAGAUCAUUGCCAUAGUCAUGAAUUGAAAUAUGGUGCUGCACAUAGCCAUGAUCACGCUCAUGGACAUGGACACGGACACUUUCAUUCUCAUGAUGGUCCCUCCUUAAAAGAAACAUCAGGACCCAGCAGACAGAUUUUACAAGGUGUAUUUUUACACAUCCUAGCAGAUACGCUCGGGAGUGUUGGUGUAAUUGCGUCUGCUAUCCUGAUGCAAAAUUUUGACCUGAUGAUAGCCGAUCCUAUCUGCUCAAUUCUUAUAGCUGUGCUUAUAGUUAUAAGUGUUAUUCCUCUUUUAAGAGAGUCUGUUGGAAUAUUAAUGCAGAGAACCCCUCCCCUGUUGGAAAAUACUCUGCCUCAGUGUUAUCAGAGGGUGCAGCAGUUGCAAGGUGUUUACAACUUACAAGAGCAGCAUUUCUGGACUUUAUGCUCUGACGUUUACGUUGGGACCUUGAAAUUAGUAGUAGCCCCUGAUGCUGAUGCAAGGUGGAUUUUAAGCCAAACACAUAGCAUUUUUACUCAGGCCGGAGUGAGACAACUUUACGUACAGAUUGACUUUGCGGCCAUGUAAUGAAGGAAAAGAAAUUACGCUUUUUUUUUUGGACCAAAAUUUUCUGGUACUGUACAAUCUAAAAAACUGCACCCAGCGUUUUUAAGUAGAGAGAUCAUCACUACAACUCCCCAGCACCAAGGAGACCAGCUGGAGUUAGUCUGUGCUCUGCCGGGAGUUCACAGCUAAGGGAGCAGAAUGAAAAGUUGAUCUCCUGGACUGUUGGUCUUUGUCUUUGUGCCCUUCCCUUCCAACCAUUUUGAUUUCUGAGGUUUCUGAUUUUGUUCCAGGGUGGUGGUGGUUUUUGUUCGUUUCCUUUUUUCUCUCCGGCACCCUCCCCUCCCCAGCCAUUAGGAAAUUCAGACUCUGGGCCUCCAGUCAUCUGGAAUGUCUUCACUGAAGCUGCUUGAAACCACUGCUUUCAUUCCCACAAAACCAGUGUUAUUUCAAAAAAAAAAAAAAAAGUAGAAA